AUGAGGAAUAAAUUGAAUAACAUUGUAUAUAUAACAGAGGAAUAUUGGAUAAGACCAGUAGUAUCAUAAGUAUUCAUAUUAUUUUUAUACAUUUAUAGCAGGACAAAAAAAGAAGUAAUAAAAAUAUAAUAAAGAAUUUAAAGUUGCUGGUCAAUACUAUUUAUCAUAAAUAUUAUAAUAAUGUGGAUGGUUUAUUUUAGAACAUCAUAUUUAUAUGA
Molecule: messenger RNA, 218 nt
Organism: Paramecium primaurelia
Lineage: Eukaryota; Ciliophora; Oligohymenophorea; Peniculida; Parameciidae
Source: the annotation of a GenBank genome assembly